This is a messenger RNA of Baudoinia panamericana UAMH 10762, 621 nucleotides long. RefSeq lists its product as uncharacterized. The record is from RefSeq and is a predicted model, not a curated record. The transcript has a single exon. Bases 98 to 394 code for a protein of 98 amino acids. Lineage: Eukaryota; Fungi; Ascomycota; Dothideomycetes; Mycosphaerellales; Teratosphaeriaceae.
UUCGAAGGUGGACAUGCUGCCUGGGUCGCGUAUGACAUCUGAUGCCUAUUAGGGUAGAUGCGGUGGAACGUGAUGAACGCGCAAAGCGCAGAGUGUGAUGCGUGACGGUGGUCACUUGCGCUGGCUCACGUUAGAAAUCAGCAGCAGUUGUGCCACCACUUUCUGCUUCGCGAGUGCGCUUCUAGCCGCAAGCCGACAGAGGCUGCAGGGUAACUCCGUCCAAAGGCCGACCCUGAACGGCUAUUGGCGUGUCGGUGCCGGUGUACUUAUCGAUGAAAACUGGGAUGUUGUUCCGCGUAGAGGACUGUCGUCGGAGUUGUGGUCGAGGACGCGCUGGGGGUGCUGGAGGUACGGAUUAUGUGUGCUGAGCUCAGUAUACAAUAUCCCUGCGUAGACUUCAGACGAACUGCAUUCGGGCGUGGAUGACUCCGGCGACAGGCACGAGCCUCACCUCUGUUUUGGCGGGACGCUGAGUUCCGGGCCGUUGGUCGGGAGAGGGUGGCACGCUGUGGCUUGAACUCUGAAGUGCCCUGGCUCGAUUUAGUGGUGCAACAGAAACAGUAACUCUGUAGACGUUGUUGUAUAGCUGCAGUCGAAAAAGUUGAGUGGUGUAACAUCUUG